Molecule: messenger RNA, 1773 nt
Organism: Penicillium chermesinum
Lineage: Eukaryota; Fungi; Ascomycota; Eurotiomycetes; Eurotiales; Aspergillaceae
Product: dextranase
Exons: 1
Coding region: 1-1773 (590 amino acids)
Molecular function (GO): hydrolase activity, hydrolyzing O-glycosyl compounds
Source: RefSeq, a predicted model, not a curated record
AUGUUAUUUUUCUACUUCUUUGCUCUCAAUAUAGGCACAGCCUGGAGUGCUCUCACAAACAAGACAAACUGUGGGAACGAUUUGUGCACUUGGUGGCAUGAUACAGGCGAGAUUAACCGAAACGCCCCUGUUCAACCUGGGAAUGUUCGCCAGUCUCAUCGAUAUUCCGUGCAGGUCAGCGUCGCCGGCCGUGAUGAGUUCCUUGAUUCCUUCGUCCAUGAGACAAUUCCUCGGAAUGGCAAUGGCAGAAUUUCGGCUCCGUCUGAUGCCCCCAAUAGCAACACGCUUGAGGACUCGACCGAUGACGGGAUCUCCAUUGAGCCCAGUAUUGGCCUGAACAUGGCAUGGACGCAAUUUGAGUAUAGUCAAGAUGUCGACCUCAAGAUCUCUACCAUUGAUGGGUCCCCUUUGGGGUCCCCAGAGGAUGUGAUUAUUCGACCUACUUCUAUCAAAUACUCCAUCACAUCGUCGGAUAGCGGGGAUAUUCUCGUCCGGAUUCCCUAUGAUCAGAAUGGACGCAAGUUCUCUAUUGAGUUCAAGAAUGAUCUAUACACCUUCCGCUCUGAUGGAAAACAAUACGUUUCGUCUGGAGGUGACGUUGUGGGGAUUGAACCGACCAACGCCCUCGUCAUUUUUGCCAGCACUUUUCUCCCCUCGAGCAUGAUUCCUGCGAUGAACUCGGAUAAUACCCAGACUAUGACACCUGGUCCAAUCCGCCAAGGAGAUUGGGGUGCCAAGCCCAUUCUUUAUUUUCCUCCGGGUGUCUACUACAUGGAUGAGGAUACCAAUGGUGUCUCUGGAAAAUUAGGCUCAAGCCAUAUGAUCCUCGAUCCACAGACUUACUGGGUAUAUAUUGCCCCCGGUGCAUACGUCAAAGGCGCUAUUGAGUAUACCACACAUGCAUCGAAAUUCUAUGCCACGGGACAUGGUGUUCUCUCAGGAGAGCACUACGUCUAUCAGGCUAACGUGGAUAAGUCUUACACUAGUCACAAGAGUGACGCAACCAGCCUGCGGAUGUGGUGGCAUAACAGUAUCCAGAGUGGCCAGAAAUGGUUCUGUCAUGGCCCAACUGUCAACGCGCCCCCAUUCAACACAAUGGACUUCAACGGGGAUGUGAACAGCAUCAGCAGCGAGAUCACCGAUUAUAAACAAGUCGGCGCAUACUUUUUCCAGACUGACGGCCCGCAAAUCUAUCCUAACAGCGUUGUUCGGGAUGUCUUCUGGCAUGUCAAUGACGAUGCUUUGAAGAUCUACUAUAGCGGCGCUUCAGUGUCCCGUGCCACUAUCUGGAAGUGUUUGAAUGAUCCUAUCAUCCAAAUGGGCUGGACGACUCGAAAUGCUCACGGGGUCACCAUCAAUACACUGAAUGUGAUUCAUACUCGCUAUAGGAAUUCCCAAACCGAUGUGCCAACGACUAUCAUUGGGGCCUCCCCGUUCUAUCAAGGCGGAAAGGCCGAUCCAAAGCAGUCUAUUAGUCUUACAGUGUCAAAAUUGAUCUGCGAAGGACCAUGUCCAUCACUUGUCCGCAUUGUCCCUCUGCAGAGUUAUCGGGAUUUUGUUGUAGAGAAUGUUGCUUUCCCGGAUGGUCUGCAGAGAAAUUCUAUUGGCAUUGGCCAGAGUAUUAUCCCAGCGGCUCCUGGAGUGGAGAUGGACUUACAGAUAUCGAAUUGGACGGUGGGAGGAGAGCGUGUCACCAUGAAGAAUUUCCAGUCUGGCGAUCUUGGCCAAUUGAAUAUCGAUGAGAGUUAUUGGGGGCAAUGGAGUAUUUCUUGA